This is a messenger RNA of Malaya genurostris, 5024 nucleotides long. RefSeq names its product EH domain-binding protein 1 (gene Ehbp1). NCBI's taxonomy places the organism in Eukaryota, Metazoa, Arthropoda, Insecta, Diptera, Culicidae. Gene Ontology annotation, molecular function: protein binding. The transcript is spliced from 13 exons. Bases 761 to 3886 code for a protein of 1041 amino acids. The record is from RefSeq and is a predicted model, not a curated record.
CUCCAUCCAGCAGUGGAAGUAUUCGCAGCGGUUCUGUGGAGAAUAAUUUCCUAUUCUUUAGAAAACUAAUUUCCCAUUGAUUCUGCUUUGGGCAGCCAAAUUGUAUAUGUGAAAAGUGUUUUGUUCGAUACAACUCUUGACAACGCGUAAAUAUCAAUCGUGGAAAAUGUAAUCUUGCAAAACAAAUACUCCAUGCAGGGCCUUGACUCGAGAAAGAUGAUGAUUUCAGACUUCCUGAAAAGUGAUAAUCCUAUUCAACAGACGAAAAAACAACAGUGAAAAAAUGAUUUUCAACCUUGAACGCAAACACAAAUCGUCAUCGUAGUCAUCGGUUUCAUUUUCGCUGUCAACGGAUUGGGCUGGAGAUAUCGGAAAAGUUUGAUAUACAAUUGUGUUGCCAUUGAAUGGUGGUGUCCUUUUGUGGUUGAGCAUGAGCGAUCCGCGCGGAGUGAUGAAAAUAUAAGUUGCAAAUUAUAAUUGACGUGUUGUGCUGUGCUACUAUACAAAUAAACAGCUCCCGUGGAAGUGGAAGUGUGCUAAACUGUGAACGGAAGAAGCAACGGGAGAUUCUUAUCAUCAUAAGGGCGUGAAUUAAGUCGUUUUGCUGUAGUUGGUUCCAAGUAUUGCCCGCUGCGGAGGAGCAAAGUACACCGCCUGGAGGAGUGUCGCUCUGAUUCGAAAGUGAACAGGCUUACCAAAACAGAGGAAACGAAACUAACGGGUCGAGAGGUAGAGGAGGAGAAAAAAACAUAAGUAAACAAUGGGAAGCGUUUGGAAGCGACUGCAGCGUGUCAACAAGCGAGCGGCCAAGUUUUCCUUCACCGUGUCCUACCAUGAACUGCAGAUGGAAACCACUGCCAAAUGGCGCCCUCACAGUCUCCACGUCGUUUGGACCCGCCGAUCGCGACGUGUCGUAUCCAGUCCACUCGCCUGGGAACCGGACCUGGUCAACCCGGUGAGCAGCACGAUGGCCUGGACGAUGCCGGACAACCACACGAUAGCGGUCACAUUGUUCAAGGAUACCCGAACGCACGAGCUGGAGGAUAAAGACUGGACCUUCGUGCUGGAGGAUGUGUCACAGUUGGGCAAAAAACGUCUGCUCGCUUCGGCAACGAUCAACAUGCGCAAAUAUGCCAGCAUAGAAUCCACCCAACAGACGUUCAUCCUGGAACUGAGGCCCGUCUCGAAGAAAAUCGUUUCGGCUCAGCUGGAACUGACGCUCAGUUGUGUGUUUCUGCGGGAAGGAAAGGCAACGGAUGAAGAUAUGCAAAGCAUCAUUUCGCUCAUGUCGGUGAACAAUGUGUCCGACAUUGCCCCGUUAGACGAUCUGGAAGACAUUCCCGAUUUGGAAAAUUCCAUCGAGAUUUCAGAACACAUGUUAGACUUCACACACCAGCUGGAACAGUUGACUACCAGCUUAAACAGUUCCGACUUGGCCACACCGAUGAGUGUUCCUUCCCUAUCGGAAGACCAAACGCCGAUAGUCAGUGGAUCGAAGGAUAUGUUCAAAGAGUUCCUAAAUGAUCGAGGUUACAUUUCGAUGGUCAGUGAAGACACAACGAAAUGGCCCGAGAUACAAGAUAACAAGGAUAGUUUACUGGAAUCAACGACAAAAACUAUUAAUCCGGCACCGACGGAACUUGACAGUGCUCGAAAUGAUUCUCUUCUGGCGAAUUAUCAAGAUACCGACCUUCCAUUUGUAGAGUCGUCGAAAGAUGAAGAUGAACAGCAAGAUCCAUUGGAAGCACUGGAAGAGGAAAAGACCCCCGUCAAACCUGCUAUCCCCGUACCGGUUGCUGUACCAAAACCUACGCCACUUCCUCCAGUGAUAACUAAUUUAGACAGUGACACAAGUAAUCAAAAAUGUCCCGAGGAAAAACAAAAUUCUCGGGCAGAUCUUAAACCGUUGAAUCUGAUUAAAAGCUAUGACCAUAAGCCACCGGAGAAUAAGGUUCCGUCGGUUGUUGUUCCUCCGGUGGAAACGGAUGUUCCGAUCAAAAAACCUCUACUAAGGGAUAGUACACCAGGACAGGAUUUGUUGGAGUGGUGUAAGGAGAUCACGAAAUGUUACAACGGGGUAAAGGUCACCAAUCUCACCACCAGUUGGCGCAACGGAAUGGCAUUUUGCGCAAUCAUUCAUCACUUUUAUCCUAGUCUGAUUGAUAUGUCGAAACUGUCUCCCGGGAACGUGAUAGAAAACUGCCGGACGGCAUUCGACGCUGCAGAAAAACUAGGAAUUCCACGCGUCAUCGAGCCACGUGAUAUGAACAUGCUUGCUGUGCCGGACAAGCUGGCAGUGAUGACCUAUCUGUACCAACUGCGGGCUCAUUUCACCGGCCAUCAGUUGGAGGUUCACACAAUCGAUUCGGGUGUUCCAUGUCAGGCUUGCUUCCUAGCGGCCGAACAAGCUAUGUGCAUUUACUCCCAAACUAAACAUAGAAGAGGUGAAACAUCCGACGAUUCCAGUUACGUGAUCGGAAACUACAAAUCGGAUAAGCUGACCAAGGAUCUACUGAAUCUGAACGAAAUGAUCACUCCCAGGGAAGACGAUCCGCUGCGGAAGGAAUCCAGCAAGGUCCAUCUGCUGGCCAACUCGAAAGCCCUGCUCGGCAAGAUGCUUUCACCUACCAAAGAGAAACAGAAUACUAGUGUGACCGUACCGCAGGAGAUUCCCACGGUUUUGGACGGUGGCAAGGACGAUCAGCUAGCGAACGGAACUUCGGUCGGGGAAAACGGGUAUUCCAAUGGAGACGGUGCGGGUGUGAAUAAUAACAAUAGUACUAGUGCAAUCAAUAAUAAUAAUAGCAUAAAUAAUAAUUCGACGGUAGAAGUGAACGGCAGUGGGGCGGAUAGAGUGAAAAGAAGUGGACGGGAAGAGACGCAAGAGGACGGCGAGUUACCGAGGAUAGAUGCGGCAAUGGCAAAUAAAUUAUUGUUGCGGCAUAAGGAAAUGAGUGAAAAAGCAAAAGUUAUGAUUGAAAAGCUUAGAACAACUAGUGUAGAAAAGGGUGGUGAUAUUGAUGCUAACGAACGUCAGGCCCGUUUGCGUGAGCAAGCGCGUAAGUUGAUAGCCGAAACCAAAGCCAAAACGCUCAAUCUGGAUUCGCCUUCGUCACCGACGAGAACCGGUGCCUCCCAGACGAUUGGAUUCUCACCGGAACGAACCAUUUCCCCCAUCAAUAACGUACCGGAGUUCAUCUUUCCUACUGUGGCACUACUCGGCAGUCGGAGUAACAAAGAUUCCCCGAUCCGGAAUAGUGUUGUUAGCGGAGGUACACCCAUAACCGACGCCAGCGAUGCCAAUAGCAAUCAUUUGCUGAAGAAAAGUUCUCCCUCACCGCACAAAUUGUCCCCAUCGAUACUGGAUAUGCUCGCUCCUAAGAACGAGGGCAGGGUGGAAAAGGUUAACUACAUUCAAAGCGAGCUCAACAAGCUGGAGCGCGAGCAGGAAGCAAUCGACCAGAAAGCCAAUGCGCUAGAGAAAAAAUUACGUGCAGUGAUGGGUGGAACCAUGACAAAUGUAAGUGAAACCGAAGACCAGCUGAUGUCCCAAUGGUUUACCCUGGUGAACAAAAAGAACGCUCUGCUGAGGCGACAGAUGCAGCUUAAUCUACUCGAACAAGAGAACGAUCUUGAGAAAAAGUAUGACAUGCUGAACCUGGAGCUGCGAGCGACACUUUCGAUCGAAGACUGGCGAAAAACGGAAGAACAGCGCGAAAAGGAAUCACUGCUACUGGCCGAACUGGUGGCGAUAGUGGAUAAGCGAAACGAGCUGGUCCAAAAUCUUCACAGUCAAGAGCAAGCCAUCGAAGACGACGACGAAAUUGAGCGCAAACUGGAAACGGUGGACAUCAACCAUAAGGAUGAAAAAUGUGUAAUCCAGUGAGAGCCCCCGUCAUCUCCCGGAUCUGAAUACUCAACAAGGCAUCGAACAUUUAAACUCCAGAAGUGAGAUUGUACAAAAAGCAGUCGUUUCCGUCGAGAAAAUACUUUUCCACUAAAUCACCAGCAUACAGGAAUUUCCAAUCGUACUAUUUUGUUUUUCUCGUUAGAACUAUCAUAAACACAGAACCCAGUGAGAAAAUAGGUUGUAGCAGUCAUAAUUUAUGCCGAUUGCUUGGGAUUUGUAAUCAGUGUGAGGGAUUUUGGAUUCGUCAAUUUUGAUCAAUUCCGUCCGAGAAAUUUGAUUUCUUUUAGUAAACUAUAACUACUUCCGGAUACUUCAGUAGGAUGUUGGACGACGGAACUAACUGUACACAGACUUACUGCACUAAUCCAGCUUUCCACUUUUUUGGAUCGCUUCGCUUUGAACUCCGUUCAACUGCAGCAUAAUGCGAUAACGAAAAUUUCGCUAAAUUUUACCUUUGUAGUUACUUGUCGGUUGUAAAUAUUUGUUAUAUUUUAUAUAUUUGUAAUAACGCAUACAAAAUUCAAACAAAACUUCCAAAUUCAAGUUUGAUGUACAUUAAAUCAUUACAUUAAAGAUUUUUUUAAAUCGUUGUGUGCAUACAUUUUACUAUUACCAGGUCUAUUAAUUUUUACAUAAAAAAAUGCAGGAUAACAUUAUUUUCCUUAUUUUUAAUGAUGACUGUUUCGUGAUAAUUAUGUCAAAAUGUAAAAAACAAACUAAUUGUUGUAUGUUUUUUUUAAAUACUGAGACUACUUAGGUGAUUAUGAUAUGCUAUUGCUUUUCUUAGGAUAGUAAACCAAUGUGCUAGCGAUUUUCAGCAUUAGAUUGCUUAAAUUUACCAGCUUAUAUGUACACAAACCAGAAAUAGGAACGUUCUCGACACGGAAGCAGUCAGUUUGGUACGAUAGACAACGCAGAAAAAAAAGAACAAAAACGAAUACAAAAUAUUACAUUCUAGUCAUUCGAAUAUAGUGUAGAUAAUGAAACUAAUUUAAUUUUACUGCUAGUAUUAUUGACUAACACCUGUCCUGUCCUGUAAUACAUUUAGAUCCGACCAUGCAACAGAAGAAAAAUUAUGUAAACAGUAAAGAACUCCAAUAUAUUUAUUUUUUCA